Messenger RNA from Numida meleagris (helmeted guineafowl), 3217 nucleotides. Its product is annotated as tubulin monoglycylase TTLL3. The transcript is spliced from 16 exons. The record is from RefSeq and is a predicted model, not a curated record. The coding region runs from base 312 to 3203 and encodes 963 amino acids. Gene Ontology annotation, molecular function: protein-glycine ligase activity, initiating. Gene Ontology annotation, cellular component: Arp2/3 protein complex; actin cytoskeleton; cilium. Gene Ontology annotation, biological process: cilium assembly; protein polyglycylation; Arp2/3 complex-mediated actin nucleation. NCBI's taxonomy places the organism in Eukaryota, Metazoa, Chordata, Aves, Galliformes, Numididae.
UCCUAAUAUGGAAGCGCUGACAGGAGCGCACCAAGACUGGCGAGAUCACGGGGGGAGUCUCGCGGGAUUUCGCCGCCGCCGCGAGGCUCCGCCGCCGCGCUCCCUGGCGGGUUGAGGCGCGGUGUGUCACAGCGGGAGCACAUCCCUCGGUGCGGCGCGGGCGGGCCUUGUGGCGGCCGGGCGGGCGCGGAGCACGGGGCGGGAACCUCCCGCCUUCUCCCACCCGCCGCGUUGGGCAUUCCCCCGCAUCCCGGAAGAGAGAACAGGCCGCUUCCGGUUCCGCUUCCCCGGACCGGACCGGAGCCGUCACCAUGACCGCCACGCUGCGCCCGUACCUGAACGCGGUGCGUGCCACGCUGCAGGCCGCCCUGUGCCUGGAGAACUUCUCCUCGCAGGUGGUGGAGCGCCACAACAAACCCGAGGUGGAGGUCAGGAGCAGCAAGGAGCUGCUGUUGCAGCCGGUGAUCAUCAGCAGGAACGAGAAGGAGAAGGUGCUCAUUGAGGGCUCCAUCAACUCCGUGCGCGUCAGCAUCGCUGUCAAACAGGCCGAUGAGAUUGAGAAGAUCCUGUGCCAUAAAUUCAUGCGCUUCAUGAUGAUGAGGGCUGAGAACUUCUUCAUCCUACGCAGGAAGCCCGUGGAGGGCUACGACAUCAGCUUCCUAAUCACCAACUUCCACACGGAGCAGAUGUACAAGCACAAGCUCGUGGAUUUUGUGAUCCAUUUCAUGGAAGAGAUCGACAAGGAGAUCAGUGAGAUGAAGCUCUCUGUCAACGCCAGGGCCCGCAUCGUGGCAGAGGAAUUCCUCAAGAAUCGUGGCUUCCCGGUGCCUGUGCAGAGCCGCAUGCCGGGGGCCUCCUGCUCUGGCGAAGGAAAGCUGGGCCCCCGGCUGCGAACCCGUCUCCUCGCUGGCCGGGGCGGGGGCGAACCGGGCUUGUGCGUGCGUGGGGCCAGGCGGCCCCGCUCCCUGUCCUGUCGCAUUGUGUUUUAUAAAGAGUUACUUGCUGUACCCCCCCGGGCUCUUAGCUGUGUGGUGGGGGGAUUGCCCUGGGGCUGGGCUAUAGGGCAGGAGGGGGUGGGGAAAGGGACUGGGGGCGGGGCCAGGAGCGGCACCAUGACAACGGUAAACAGUAGGGGCGGUCCCACUGGUGCUGGAAGGAGUGGGAGUGGCCCGGGCUGCAGCCGCCCCCGGCUCUGCCCCGAGAAGCUGAAGCAGGCCAAGCUGCAGGUGGAGAGAGCCAUCAAGGAGAAAAAGAUCUUCAUGGUGCAGGGCCGCUACCCUGUGAUCCGCCGCCUGCUGCGCGCACGGGGCUGGGUGGAGAGGAAAGCACAACACAGGGCACAGCAGCAGGAGGCAGGUGGUAGCAAUGCCGAGCUCAGCACAGCACAGCACGGGGUGCAGCCAUCCCUGGAAUCUCUGUGCUCCAUGUGCCUGCCCAAUGAGGAGGAGGAGGAGGAGGAGGAGGAGGAAGAACAGCUGGACAAGGACGACCCUGAUGGCAUCCAUGAGCUCAUGUCCCGCCUGGUGCAGCACCAGGUGCCCUACUUCAUCUGGAGCACCCGCUGCAGUGUUGCGGAGAGUUGUGUCCUGCGGCCAGACCAGGUGGUGAACCACUAUGCCCGAGGGGGCUGCCUUACCACCAAGGAGGGGCUGUGCCUCACCCUGCGCAACCUGCCCUGGUUCGACCAAGCCGACCCUGAUACCUUCUUCCCUCGCUGCUACCGGCUGGGUGCUGUGGAUGAGCGGCAGGCCUUCAUUGAGGAUUUCCGCCUCACUGCCGCUCGCAGCCUGCUCAAAGUGGCCCUGGAAAGGGCUGAGGAUGAGCAUACGGCGCUGGACCCAUCCCCAAAACCCAGCGAUGCUGCAGCAGAGGAGCUGGCCUCCCCGCUGCCCCCCCAGCUGGUGGAGGAGGCGCUGCGGGUGUGCGGGGGGCACCUGGGCAGCAUGGCCCACCAGGACAUCGACGGGGACGCGCAGCCCUCCAGCCCCGGCUGGGACAGCUUCCUGCAGGGCUACUAUCGCGUGGUGCACGAGGGGGCCGUGCUGCAGCUGAGCGUGGCACAGCGGGAACGGGGCCGCAGCCUGCUGCAGGGCCUGGCGGGGCAGCUGCCCCAGCUGCGCAUGGAGGGCGAGCGCAACGUCUGGAUCCUCAAACCCGGGGCUGCAUCCCGGGGCAGAGGCAUCGUGUGCGCGGCGCGGCUGGACCAGCUGCUGCGGCUGGCGAGCAGCACGGGGCGGGUGGGCCGCUGGGUGGUGCAGAAGUACGUGGAGCGGCCGCUGCUCAUCUUCGGCACCAAGUUCGACGUGCGGCAGUGGUUCCUGGUGACUGACUGGAACCCGCUGACCGUCUGGUUCUACCGCGAGUGCUACCUGCGCUUCUGCUCGCAGCCCUUCUCCCUGCGCCGCUUGGACGCGGCCGUCCAUCUCUGCAACCAAGCGGUGCAGCGGCACUGCCGCCUGGGGUUAUCCCGCCACCCGCGGCUGCCGGCAGACAACACGUGGUCGUGCCACCAGCUGCAGACAUACCUGGCGCAGCGAGGCCAAGCCAGCGUCUGGGCUGAGGUGAUGGUGCCAGGCAUGAAGGCGGCGGUGGUGCGGGCGGUGCGGUCCUCGCAGGGCUUGGUGCAGGGCCGUAAGGGCAGCUUUGAGCUCUAUGGGGCCGAUUUUAUUUUCGGCGAGGAUUUCCAACCCUGGCUGCUGGAGAUCAACGCCAGCCCCACCAUGGCGGGCAGCACGGCGGUGACGGGCCGCCUGUGCGCCGGGGUGCAGCGCGAUACGCUGCGCGUCGUCAUCGACCGCCAGGACGACCCUGAGUGCCCCACGGGAGCCUUUGAGCUCAUCUACAAGCAGGCGGUCGUACCCACCGUGAACUACGUGGGGCUGAAGCUGGAGGUGGAGGGCUGCUCCCUGCGCAGACAGCGCCACGCUCCCCGCUCCCUGGCUGCGGCAGGGGAAGCAGAGGACAGGCCCCCCCCGUAUGCUGCAGGGAUGCGGCCCAGGCGGCCCCCAGGAGCUCUGCCCCGGCUCAGAAGCUGUCCCCGUGUGCCCAUCGUGCCCCACCAGCGAGCUUUCCCCCACCUCGGCCACCUGCCCCUGCUGCAGGGCACUCGGUCCCACGGCGUGGAGAAGGGACGUGGGGCUCUGGGGCGGGCAAAGAGGAGGGGUGAUGGCCCAGUACGCCCCCAUCCCUCUUGGCAGAAAUAAAUCUGUGAGUGGGA